Molecule: messenger RNA, 3085 nt
Organism: Ciona intestinalis (vase tunicate)
Lineage: Eukaryota; Metazoa; Chordata; Ascidiacea; Phlebobranchia; Cionidae
Source: RefSeq, a predicted model, not a curated record
GAAACAAAAAAUAACCUUAUUCCUUUCUCAGGUGAAAUCACAGAUUAAAGAGAUUGUUUGCUUAAUUGAUGCCAGCAAAUAUGAAAUGGUUUUAAAUGAAUUUAAAAUAGAGGAAACCUUACAAAAGUUGGAAUUACAAUUAAACAGACCUUCUGAAUGCUCUGAAGGCCAUGAGUUAUUCAAACAAAUUGUACCAACACAAAAUGAACUGGAAGCUUUACCAGUCAAUAUUGUUGACCAACCAUACGAUAGCAUUGAGCAUUACCGCAAAACCCAUUAUAAAUUGUUACAUGAGGAUCUAAUAGGACCAUUAAGAAUCUCCAUUCGAACAUUUUGUGAAGGUCAAGGAACUGCUGAAUUUAAACGUUUAAAAGUUUAUAGAAACGUUCGUUUCAUCAAAUGUUUUCCGUCAUGGAAAGGAAUCCAGUACAUGGUUACAUUUGAUACUGCAUCACUUAAAGUAAAACUUCCACGGAGAUUGUUGUAUGGGAACCUGGUUUGUUUAUCAAGUGAUAGAUUUCAGGAUGAUUUAAUAUUUGCCACAAUUGCAUACCGGACUUGCUCAAAAGUUAAACAAGGAAUGAUAGGACUUAAAUUUUUAGAGAGCUCAAAUGAUGACACAAAACAGUUUAGAGAUUUUCGUCAAAGGAAAAAAGGCUACACCAUGAUUGAAUGCGACAGUCAUUAUAUUGCUACCAAAUCAGUUUUAAAUGGUUUGAAAGAUUUAAAAACUUUGCCACUUCAAGAUAAGAUUGUGUCAUGCACACCGAAUUUGUCAACACCUGCCUAUCUCAGCAAACCAGAACAAGUCAAACUUGAUUUCACUUCUCUUACUGGUGACAAAAAACAUAAAAAUGUACAAUUGCUAAACAUAAAAAUGUGGCCAAAACCCGAGGAAAUGGGUUUGAAUGAGGAACAGAGAUCUGCUGUACAUAGUGCGUUGACCACGGAUCUUGCUGUUAUUCAAGGAGGAGCAGGAACUGGAAAAAGUAAAGUUGGAAACACAAUUAUGAAACUGCUCAGUCAAAAUCAACACCUGUGGAACACGCAGAAUCAACAAAUUUGCCCGAUUCUGGUGAUUUGCUAUGGAAAUCAAGCACUGGACCAGUUUCUGGAGGGAAUUGUUGAUUUUUUCCCAGAAAAAAUUUUAAGGGUUGGAGGCAGGUGCAGAAGUGAUAAACUUCACUGCUUUACAAUGGCGCACAUAAAAAGGCAAACGGAGUUAAAAGCAUCAAAAACAGAAAGAUAUGAUUACUGGAUUACCAGAGAACAGCGUCGAGAAGUGGGGCGGGAAAUUAAAAAAGUUAUUGAACCAACUUUUGUUCUUAAGUUUAGACUCAUAAGGAAUGUCAUGUCAGAUAAAAUAAUCCGUGAAUUAACAAACCAAGGACAUGAAGACAAAAAAAUGCAAAAUCUUGGUUACGCUGGUCCAGAUUUUCCUCUGAUCAACUGGUUAGGUCUCCCUUCUACAGAAAUUGAUAUUGAUGCAGAUGAAAGUUUAUCUGAAGAUGAUAAUGUUGAUGAUGAUGAAUAUAAUGAUAAUGAUGAGCGCUUAAUUGAUACUGAUGACGAAAUGGAAAAUGAAGAUUUUGGGCGAGCAAAUUCAGUAAUAUCUUCUGCCCCUUCAAAAAAAGCAGCUUUAGUCUAUUUAAAUGGAAAAGUUGUUCCAGCACAAUAUGACCUCAAGCAGUCAAGAUUCUUCCCUGAAACGCAACUUCGUAAAGUAAUAAAACAAAAGCUUACUGAGACCAAGAUAUACACAGAUUCUGAACUCAAUAAGUCAAGACAAGGAUUGUUUGACUUGCCCAUUAAAAUAAGAUGGAGACUGUACAGGUAUUGGGUCCAUCAAUGGGUUCUACAUGAACAAGAAAAGUUUGGCUUUCAUUGCCAAAAGUAUGAUAAACUAUCCAGAAGAUUGCAAUUUCUACGAAGAAAAGAGGAAAAGAGAAUUUUAUCUCAAUCUUACGUUAUUGGAAUGACAACCACUGCAGCAGCAAAGUACAGAGAUGUCUUACAAGACAUAAACGUUAAGAUAGUUUUUGCUGAAGAAGCAGCCGAGAUAUUGGAAGCACACAUUGCUACGGCUCUUCCAAAAAGUACCCAACACCUUAUAAUGAUAGGCGACAAUAAACAAUCGAGGCCAAGAGUGAAUAUGCCUGAAUUGAGCACAAAACACAACCUGGGAAUUUCUAUGCUCGAAAGAUUGAUACAAUGUGGGAUACCUUCGCAUUCACUAAACAAGCAAUACAGAAUGUCACCCAACAUUGCUGAUCUUUUGAGACAUUCCUUCUACCCUAAACUAACGGAAGAUCCAAUUCCUUUGGAUGAGAUGAAAGUACAAGGGAUUCGUAACAAUGUAUUCUUUAUCCGCCACAAUGAGGAUGAAACACUUGAUCAUUAUGGCAAAAGCAAGGUGAAUUAUUAUGAAGCUGAGUAUUUGUUGGGUCUUUGCAAGUUUCUAUUGGGACAAGGAUACAGGGCUGAAGAUAUUACUAUCCUAACAUCAUACACUGGCCAAAUGAUGGAAAUUCAAUCUCAAAUUCAAACACUUAGUUUAUUGAACAAAGUUGCUGUUACGAAUAUCGAUUACUUCAAAGGACAAGAAAAUAAAAUUAUUCUUCUAUCUUUAGUCUGCAAAAAUGAAGAGGGAAAAAUCGAUUUUCUUUCCGCUCCAAAUCGAAUCUGUGUCGCCCUUUCUCGUGCAAGUCUAGGACUUUACUGCAUCGGAAAUUUUGAGAAACUGCAAAAGCACAGCCUUUGGAAUGAUAUCAUUCAGCACUUGAAUAAUCAAGGAUGUAUAGGUUUAAGUUUACCAAUUGCUUGCACACAACAUCCCAAUUCAAUCUGGACAUCCAAUGGUUUUCCCGAAACUGACGCAUGGUGUGGUGUGCCUUGCAACGAACCCCUUGUUGAUUGUGGACAUCUAUGCACACGAACUUGUCACCCUUCAAAUACAAAGCACAGCUUGUGUGAAGUUCCAUGUGAACAUGUUUGUGAAAAAGAUUCCAAGCACAAAUGUAAACGGGUGUGUCACGAAAAAUGUGACGGCCGAUGUUUGGAAAGAGUUGGAGUAAGCAACCACUAA